AUCUCAGGAAAUGUCUCGUAACUUCUGCUUUUCCCAACACUCUGUGUUUUGUGCCAACGUGAAACCAUUUAAUAUCCUUACACCGGCGGCUGGAUCGGCAGGAGAGAGCAGAGGCCUUGCGGGUUGAGCCGGCAGGAUGGCCGUCAGCCUGUUCAUUGUAUUGAUGAGCGUCCCGCUGGUCAGAUCCCAGAGUUGUGUUGCAACCUUGCCAGGUGUUCCAGGGAUCCCGGGAAUUCCAGGUCGGGACGGAGAAGAUGGUAAAGAUGGAGAUAAAGGAGAUGUAGGUCCCCCAGGUCAGUUUGAAGGCUGGAAUAUCAAGGAGUAUGCAGGUGAACCUGGCCCACCAGGUAACCCUGGCAAAGUAGGGCCAAAAGGACCCAUGGGAGAGAAAGGCCUUCCUGGUACCAGAGGUCCCCAGGGCUUGAAGGGCGAGUCUGGGGACUAUGAAACAAGUCUGCAGUCCGCCUUCUCUGCAAAGAAAGAGUCCUCUAUAAUCUCUCGCCAGGAGCAGCCCGUCCGCUUCGACAGACUCGCCGUCAACGUCAAUGGACACUUUGACCAGAGGAUCAGCAAAUUCACCUGCCAGAUCCCCGGCAUUUAUUACUUUACAUAUCACGCCAGCUCCAGGGGCCACCUGUGUAUAAAUAUCAUGAGGGGGAAGGGCAAGGGGGCCAAGGUCGUGGGCUUCUGUGACCAAGUGUACAACGUCUUCCAGGUGACCACAGGCGGUGUUGUCCUACAGCUGAAGAAGGGCGAGUCGGUCUGGAUUCAGCCGACAGAAAAGAAUUCUCUGCUGGGGAUGGAGGGGGCAGACUCCAUAUUUUCUGGGUUCCUCCUUUUUCCUGACCCAUCAUAAAAUCCUGUUUAAUGGUAAAAGCAGCUUUUCAGGGCUCAUGAGUCGCAAUCUCUGGUCACUUUGUUCUCUUACCCCCUUAGACUCGCACUCACCCCGCGUUCUCCGUGAACUGCUAUUAAUCUGGUUUUUCUUUGUAUCGAUUUUCUUCAUGAUAUAAUUCCUAAUCACAAAUUCAUGUUUAUUUCUGUAUAAAUUGUGAAAUUUUGUUGGGAAUGUGCAGGAAACGAGCGCUUUACUCUCCUUCCACCCAAAAUAAAGAUGUGAUCAGUGAGUCACGGGCCGGUGCUUAUUGAAGGAUUAACCGGGUAUCACAAACAUUCAUUUAAAACCAAAAAUAUGGUGAUGGAAAUUUCCAGAACUGUAGCUUUCAGGUUUUUUGGGGUUUUUUUACAAAAAACCACAAGCCACAAACGAAUGAUAUGGUAGAAAAAACAUCCACUUUAAUAAAACACGUCGGCCAACGGUAUUUUUUCAUUAA
Spea bombifrons (plains spadefoot toad) is the source of this 1334-nucleotide messenger RNA. It is a transcript of the gene C1QB, whose product is annotated as complement C1q B chain. The transcript has 3 exons. The record is from RefSeq and is a predicted model, not a curated record. The coding region runs from base 137 to 856 and encodes 239 amino acids. Lineage: Eukaryota; Metazoa; Chordata; Amphibia; Anura; Pelobatidae. Gene Ontology annotation, molecular function: protein binding.